AUGCGCUUAUCAUUAUUCCCCCAAAAUAUUCGCGGAAGCCGGCGAUUUUAUCAUGAUUUACCCUUCAUACAUUUAUAUAAAGAUGUCACGGGUGAAACUAUAUCGGAAUAUUUUGCAUUAGAACUACAAAAAAAGAAUCAUAAAAUUAAAAACCUUAGUCGAGAACAAUUACUAAAUACUUUACAAGUACUAAGCAAGUUUGGAAUAAACGCAAAAGAUGCAUGCUUAAAUCCUCAUAUAUUCUGUAUGAACCUCAUUUCAAUGGAUAAUUAUGGAGAAAUUUUAAAGGAAUGUAACUUUACGGUAAUACUUCCUAAGCAUAUUAUAAGAUAUCAUACUUUGGUAAAAUCAAGAACAAUAUCACAAUUAAAAAAGGAUGGUCUUCUGAAAGAUAACCUUAACUUAGAAGAAUUAUUAUACAAUUAUUUCCAUGACUGGCCAAGAGAAUAUAUUCAUUUCCUUAACUUUCCUGAUUCCAAUACUAAUAUUUUAACUGUAAGGCUGAGUAUCUUAGAAAGAUAUCUUCAGUGGAAAUUUUCUAUAUCAUCUGAGGAAUUUAAGAAGUAUUGUAAAAACUACUUGCCCCUAAAACAUAGACCCAUGUGUGACAUACAAGAAGCUUUAAACAUUGCUCAAAAUGAUAUAAAAUUUGAUACUGAAUCUAUAAGAAGGAAUGGAUUCAUCAUAUCAUCAGAUCCAGUGAAUACUAAACUAAUAUUGGAAAAUGUGGAUUCAUUAGGAGGCCUAGAUAUCAGAACUGCGAUAAAAAUUGAACCAGCCAUAUUAAAAAAUCACUACCAAGCUCUUUUAGAUAUUAAAAAUAUACUUGAGCAAUACAACAUUUCAAAUGAAGCUCAAAGAAGCUGUUUCAAAGUGUAUUGCAUGCGGCCUGAAACAGUGCGAGCGAGAUUGGAACAUCUUACAAACCUAAAGGAAUAUCGAGUAUUGUCAUCUAAUCCUAGAGUGCUAUAUUUAGUGGUUCACGAAAAAAAAAUGAUGACUCGCUUAUCAAAGAUACAGGCAGCCAGGAAACAAUGCUUCAGUCUCAACCAUCUAGUGGCUUCAAGUAAAGUUUUUAAUACGUACAUUAAUAGCUUUGGUAACAAAGUCUGCGGUAGAGAUAUGGCAAUAUUAAUUAGCUCGUCUCUACAAACGAAAGAGAUAUCAAAUAAAUCCGUAUUAAAGAAAAUGAAGAAACACAAGUAUUGGCUCUACACAGCUCUGAAUGUCAUCGGGGAGAAUAUAAAGUUGUUGAAAAAGCAAUUCAGUGAUGACGUCAUAUUUAAUAACUGUCAUUUAUUGUUAUACCCCGGUUUCGAGCUAGAACAAUAUAUAGAGAUCCUACUAAAAAUCCGAGACGGCGGCACGCCGACAGAAUCUAGUAGAGAUAUAGACAUAAUGUAUAGGAACUUGAACUGUCACAUACUGACCGACAAUCAAAUAUUGAGCUUAGUUUUGUAUGAAAUAGAAAAGAAAUAUCACUUCAGUGGUGAUGGAGUGUGGAACAAGUCUGAUGGUAAAGGCACAUGGUCUCACCAAACUAAGGGAAAUGUUAUUAAU
This is a messenger RNA of Brenthis ino (lesser marbled fritillary), 1560 nucleotides long. NCBI's taxonomy places the organism in Eukaryota, Metazoa, Arthropoda, Insecta, Lepidoptera, Nymphalidae. The record is from the annotation of a GenBank genome assembly.